Molecule: messenger RNA, 929 nt
Organism: Dicentrarchus labrax (European seabass)
Lineage: Eukaryota; Metazoa; Chordata; Actinopteri; Moronidae
Exons: 2
Coding region: 63-929 (288 amino acids)
Source: RefSeq, a predicted model, not a curated record
UGAAGGUUGAUAUAGAGGUUUUGAGGCGAGUGCUGUCAGUGGUUGGACAACCUCAGAGCAGAAUGGCUGCAGUCGCAGAGCUCUCCUUCCUGCUGUUUGCUCUCAUCAACAACAUUCAUGCAAAAGAACUUAUCACCAUCCUAUAUGAAGGGGACUCUUACACCUUCAACCCCCCCAGGGAGGACAACCUCUGCCUGAUCUCCAGAUUUGUUGGUGAAGAGAAGCUCCUCCUGUGGAAUACCUCUGCCCUCUGGUCCGAGAACUCCACGGUACCUGAAGACUUGAAGCGACGACUUUCAGUUGGCAGCGUUAAUAAUAUUUCUUCUUACACGAUCCAGAACCUGACCCAUUCCGACUCCAGCCAGAACCAAGAGGAGUGUUGGACCGAAGGCAAAGUGACAUCUGACAUCAGUAUCACUGUUUGUAAGACAAAGGAUAAAGACAAAGUGAUUCCAGUGAGACUUGGAGAAACAGUGGACCUGCCAUGUGAGGGAGCGGCUGACAAUCAGGAUAUCCAGUGGCUCAAGCAAGACCUUAGAUAUGAGGAAGAAAUAUGGACAAAAGUAUUUGAGGACGAUACAACAUCGUUGAUGGACAAUGUUAAAGUGGUGAAAACCACAUCAGCACUUCGUCUCUCCAACUUCACAUUAACAACGUUUCAAUGGUACAUCUGUCUGGUGAUGAACCAGCAGCAGUGUGUUAGCAGUCACCCUGUAGAGUUAGACCUACACACAGAGUUCAUCUACCACUCAGUGGAAGAGACGGCUGUGCUGCAGUGCAAUGUGACUGAUUUCAGUGACGACCAGCCCCCAGUUUGGAUGAAGUGGAAUUUGAAAAAAUAUAUUGGAGACGAUGGGGCCCGGGCUCUCCGGAGUGGUCUCUGUGGCCUGGCAUGGACUGAGGUUUCAGGGUGCAUUCCUAGGUCCUGA